UUCCCCUACAGAACUGUAGGUUUUUGUAGUCUGAGUUUUUCAAACCGAAGACGUCACUGCAAUCCAGGAAGCUGAGGUUGCACUGAAACUGUUAUUUCCCUCUGAGCAGCAAUUAUCUUCCAUCAAGCGGAUCAUAAAGAGAGCCCAAGCCUGUUGCAUCUGCAGAACGUUUUCCUUCACAGCUUGCAGGACUUCCAAGAAACCACAAAGAUGGUCUCUCAUAACAUGACAUGGAUAAAGUACCCGAGCCACAGCCAAGACUCCAAUAUCGAAGACAUCAUAUUUUCGCAACACGUUACCUCCAGACUGAUGCACGGCUACAUUGCCCUCUUUGUGCCAACUGGUUUAAUCGCCGGACUCAUUAUUUUGGGCAUCUUCAUCAAGAACUACCUGCAGCACGCCUUAAAGAAAUUAGACAUCAUGAUUGUCGCUCACACCGUCAGCAGCAUCCUCAUGAUUCUUCUUUCGCUCACUAUCAUCACAAGGCCAGCCUAUCUCAGAGUAUCCUACUUGGAAUGUGGCACUCUGUCUUUCUUCUUCAACUUGAGCUACUUCAAUUCUCAGUACCUUCGCGUACUGAUGAUGCUGAGCUUCUUUUUCAACAAGCACCCGCCCCAGAAUGCUUGGAUUAGUAAGGCCCACCAAAACACAAUGGUAUGCAUUGGAUUUGUAUUGAUAUGUGCCUUUUGUGUGACACUGAUAGUGGUGGCGCUGCUGGGCAUCACGAAUUACCACAAAGACACAGACUGUCAAUUAGAUCCUUUAUUUGCAUGGCCAGAGUAUGAGAUUAUUAAAUUCACCUUUGGCUUCUGCAUUCCCUCUCUGGCCAAACUAGUCGGCUUUGUUCUGUCGUUUGUUAAAAAAACCCAGACAGAAAUUAACCGCUCAAGACAAAACGUUCACCCUUAUUUGGCUGUUUUUGUGAUCACAAUAACCAUGUUUGCGUGUCGCCUGUUUUACAACAUAAUGCUUCUCUCUAGGACUGUCUUAAAGAUACACAGAAGCGUAGGGACACCCCAACAUGAGCUGACCAUGAAUAUUGCCGAGAUCUUGCUGUUCAGUGAAAGCUGCCUUAGUUUGCUAAUCAUACUUUUCCUUCAUAAACCAUGCAGGAGCGGCUUAUUGAAUGUUGUAAAUAAACUUACGAAAGUCUGCAGGAGACGCGACAGCAACAGUGCUCUUGAAAUACGCGAAUUUCAUACUGAAGUUUCAUCUGUGCCUUCGGAAAAUGAAUCACACUGACUAUGAUCUUCCAAAUUAUUAGCAUUAAAGAAAAUAGCCACGUAUCUGCUUACAUGAGGAACCCAAAGGAACAAAAGUCUUCCAGCCUUCUUUACUCCUAAAGCCUGGCUACUGAAGAAGAAAUGUGGACAGCUAUGAACCAUCGCAAGCUUUGCAAGUGUUGUCAUUACAUGUUGAGGCUUUGCUUUUGUACAGACAGCAGAGUAUGGACAAGUUGGCUGAAGAGCUUUUUUCAAGAGAACUGUUCUCUU
This is a messenger RNA of Sceloporus undulatus (fence lizard), 1493 nucleotides long. RefSeq lists its product as uncharacterized. Lineage: Eukaryota; Metazoa; Chordata; Lepidosauria; Squamata; Phrynosomatidae. The transcript is spliced from 2 exons. Gene Ontology annotation, cellular component: membrane. Bases 211 to 1242 code for a protein of 343 amino acids. The record is from RefSeq and is a predicted model, not a curated record.